Molecule: messenger RNA, 5367 nt
Organism: Fomitopsis serialis
Lineage: Eukaryota; Fungi; Basidiomycota; Agaricomycetes; Polyporales; Fomitopsidaceae
Product: Dopey, N-terminal-domain-containing protein
Exons: 28
Coding region: 1-5367 (1788 amino acids)
Biological process (GO): Golgi to endosome transport
Cellular component (GO): endosome; trans-Golgi network
Source: RefSeq, a predicted model, not a curated record
AUGUCGGGAAGCUCCACACCCAAGCUCGCUGCGCCCGAACCACUCAAGAAAGGGACAUCCGUAUCGUCAUUGCGCUUCGGCGCGCAUGAGCGGGUACCUACGCCGCCAGCAUAUGCGUCCGAUCCAAAGUACAAGAAGUACACACAGCAGGUGGAAAGAUGCCUGAAUUCAUUCGAUAGUGUGCACGAGUGGGCCGACUUCAUAUCGUUCCUGAAGCAGCUGCUGAAGACAUUUGAAGCGUACCAACAGUUCAAAGAGAUUCCGCGCAAGCUUGUAGUAGCCAAACGACUAUCACAAUGCCUGAACCCUGCCUUGCCAACAGGAGUUCACCAGCGAGCACUGGAUGUAUACUCUCACAUAUUUGCUGUCCUCGGGACGGAAGGCUUGCACCGCGAUCUCGCGCUCUGGUCCUCAGGUCUCUUCCCAUUCUUUGAGUAUGCAGCAACCUCUGUCAAGCCUACGCUUCUGAAUUUAUUCGACACGUACUACUUGCCCCUUCAAGACGGCCUGCGGCCCAUUAUGAAGUCGUUCAAUCUUGCCCUUCUCCCUGGCUUGGAAGAGGAAACCGGAGAAUACUUCGACAAGGUGCUGAGUCUGUUAGACCGUCUCUCUGGCAGCGUAUCUCCCUCGUUUUUCUUCCAAAACAUCUGGCUAGCCAUGUUGACGACACCCUCUGCUCGUGGGACGUCGCUGAACUUCCUGUCUCGUCGACUACCAAAACUGAAGCCGAUGAAGGAGGCGACAGACAUAACGGAUAUCGUCGGUCGCGAUGUUGGUCUCAUGAUCCGUGCCUUCUCAUCCGCCCUGGACGAUGACGAUCUCCUUGUCCGACGCGGCGCAUUGGAUCUCCUUCUGCAGUCUUUGCGUAUCGAUGGCGUUGCUCUCAAACGUGCCCAAGCAGAGGAUCGCAUGAUACUGAUGCGCGCCGCAAGUAGUGUAGUGCUUCGCAGGGACCUGUCUCUGAAUCGCCGACUCUACUCGUGGCUCCUAGGCCCGAGCGAAGAGAGCCAACAACAAAUGGAGUACCUCAGAACACACUCACUUCAGCUUUUAAGCCAAACACUCAGGGAGGAGAUGUUCCAUCCAUCAUUGGACUACUCACAAGCACGGCCAUUCAAGAUUUUCAUCUCACUACUCGACAAAUGGGAGAUUGGCUCUCCUCUUACCGAGGUGCUUGUGUACGACGCAUUCAAAGCAAUCAGGAAAGCUCUUGAGAGUGGAUCUGAGUUUAGUGACGAUAUCAGCAUGACAGCCAGCACCUUGUACGAGGCUGUAGAACCUCAUCUGUUGUGGAAACAACUGUAUCAUAUACUCUACUCAGAGAUCACGUCGCAGAAUACCAAAUGUGAGGGUUGCGAUAUGGUCAAGUACAUUCUUGCGACGUUCCACGGGCAAGACGAGGAGAUCGAAACUGUGCAUUUGCCUGUUGUAUUCGCUGGUAUUGCAGAAUUGCUUGCGACAUCUGCACAGGAGCAACCUCCCCGGAUGACGCCAGUCGCUCUUCGCAAGGUUUUGGCAUUACAGAAGGAAAUAUUGUCCUAUAUGUCGCCUGCAAGUCCGCUGAAGUCAAGACCACCCAUUACCCGGGAACUAGAGACUACGAUGGCCGCAUCUGGUCCUGCGACAUUCGCAUGUCUCUUUUACGGCGUUCCUAGUGUAUUGCCACACCUCCGAGGGCCUCUCCAACUAUACCAUUCUGCACUGCAUUUGAAGACCUCAUUCGCUCAUACAUAUGCGGCAAGGGCCCUCCUCGUUAGUGGUAAUCAGUCGGAAGACACGCGCGGGAUUUUGGUGGACACUAUGGCCCUCGUGACGGACGUAGUUUCUCAACAUGGCUCAGUACACGACCGGUCCAUCGCACUGGCUUGGGAGCCCAGUUCGUGGCUUUCAUGUGUGCUCCACUGUCUUGAACCGAAGAUCACUUCGUUCCUGGUUGUGGAAAGUGUAGUAAGCACUGUAACCACUUUGCAUGGGGCACAGACGUUGCAGCCUCGUCUCUUCAUCGAUGAACGUUCUACCAUCUCAUCUAUGGUCAACGCUCUCUUGCGAUAUCUGCAGCUGCAAUGGGCUGCGUAUCACGCACGGGCUGUGGGACUGAUCUGGUCAUUAGAGGGUCUCAGUCGUAAACGACAUGUGGAAGCUGUCAUUGCUCAAAGGAUGACGUCGCAAGACCCCGCCGAGGUCGAAGAAGCCUGCGAGACAUUUGGCGUCCUAUGGAGACUAACAGAUGAUGAUCUCGUACCUGGAUCUAGGCUGAAGGUGCCAAUGAUGGUUGCACUUGAUACUUUGAAAAGUAAUGAUCCAGCCCUGCGUCGGAUUGGUGAAACAUGGAUGCGAUGCAGCCUCAAGUCCUACUUACGCGUACUUGAUCCCAUCCUGUUCGACUUGCUUGACCCUGCGAUUCGAAGGUCACCUUCAACGCUAGAGCUCAACGGGAAGGAACUGCACAGUUUUGCUUAUGACAUUUCAUUCGACCAACGCUAUGUGAUACACAUGCUUGAAACUUUGCUUUCCGUGAUCAAGUUCGGAGGCCAAGGUUUCAGCAAGACGACACGCACGACGCCGAUCGGUCGUUCCCCUAACGCCGAUCUACUCAAGCGAAUACAAGAAGCUAGUGCAUCGUCCCAAGAUACGAGCUACAUGGAUGUCCUCUUGUACUUGCUCCUUCGAUUCCUCGAGUCUGAACCCAAAACUGUCCUCUCCUCGAGGAUGGGUAACUUUAAUGUCGCCCUUCACGGAAUCUCCAUCGAUAUUCUGCAAGCACUGGUGGCCCGUGGAGAAGUUGAUUUCCUUGCUCUGCAGACGAUGGAAUCGGCCGUAAUCAAGAAGCUCUAUAUUGGUGUCCACCUUGGCCGGCUAGAUCUUCAGAACAAGCUGCUACAUCUGCUUCACUCUAUUAUAUCCGCCUCAAUCCCCGGUGCGGAUACAUAUCAUGGGAAAGGCAAGGGUUCCACAAGUCAAAUCAUCGACACGGUCGAGUCGGCAGAGAGAACACCGAGGCCGAGUACAGACUCCUACGGUAUUCACCCGCUGCUGGCUCAAACGUUACUGGACGGGAUAACGGUUGCCUCCAAUCGGUCCAUUCUGCAGCAUUGGCUCGACUUCGUUCUCAUGACAGUGCCACAAUUCCAAGAUGCGCUGCAGACUUGCAUUGUGCCGCUUAGCAGCGGCAUAUGUCGCCAGCUGCAGUCUGCGCUGGGUGAUAUGCGCCAGGCAUCUGCUGCCGAACGCAUCUUCGACGACUUCCACACGAUAACGAGCGAUGCAGAUUUCGUUGCGUUACUGACAUCCUUGGAGCGACUUGUGCUACUCAGCCUUUCCCGAAUAUCGGACGGAGGCCAGACGGAAGAGGAACCGGCGACGAGUGAGAAACCGGCUCAAGAGUCCACGGGUCUACUUGGGUAUGUAUCCAACGUGUUCAGUUCCGAGACCCCAAAUGCUCUGGACGACGCGACGCCGACGCGUUCAUCUGACUACGACAGUCUUCACGAAUCCAUCAACGCGCUGUAUGCAACGUGGGACUUACUCAAUGACUCAACACGCGAAAUGUGGUCUGAUGUCUAUCCAAAAGCGAAGACAAGGUGUCGUAAGGUACUCGAGCAUCUGUUCCGCGCGCAUCCUCCCGAGGUACUGGAGUUCAUCGUCGACUGCUGGCGUCGGAGCUCGAUGGCUGGAUCAACUGCAUUUGACGUAGUCGAUGUCCUUGCCUCUAGUGCGCAAACUGUCGUUCGUAUGACAUGCGAGAGCAUUGCAGUUCGCACCCCUGGGAUGCCGGACCGGUCCAGAAAGCCGGCAGUGGCCUCUAAUCUGACGGAUCUUGUGCUCUAUGAUUUCCUUGAGCAAUAUCUACGACGGCUGGAAGGACCUCUGGUCGUACAAGUUUGGCCUCGCUUCGUCCAACUAUCUAAGGAUCUGAUGGCAUCAUUGCGCGAGUUCAAGAUCCAAGCGUUCUCUGCGUUCAGAUGCUGUACUGUCCUCGCUGAUAAGUUGUCACAGACGACGGCACUGGAGGAUCGACGGUUACGCAAGGAGCUACAGGACACAUAUACCAAAUUGUUGGACAUAUGCGUCCUGUCUAGCAAACCCUACGAUCAGGGGUCUUGGAUCCGUCGAACGACCCCAAAGGAGAAUCUCACUGUCAAUGGCAGAGAAUCACCAUUGCCUCGAGUUGCAUCGGAUACGAGGCUGGACGAGAAGAUGAACGCCAGCAGCACGUCACUUCCAGACGCAGUCAAGCCGGGCUAUGGUACCGACGUCGUCGAACAGGUCAACGACUACAUCGCAUUUAGUGUGCUGCCUGACUUGCGGAGGUUACUCGUUGAUAGCGACAGGGUGUUGGCGGCAUGCAACAGCAUCGCUUACAACAUCAUCAAUCCAUCGCUCAAGGGGAAGACUCGACCGCUGGAUAUCGAUGACAAGGUUCUUUCCAUCCUGCAAGAGAUGACGAAGAUCGGGCCAGCAUACAAGGCAUGGAGGGGUGCCGUCACGGAUGUGCUGAGCGACAACAGAUGCUUCAACUCGUCUCCUCAGGCUGGCGGGAAGUGGAGGAUCAUGGUCAAGGCUCUGUUCGACGCGGACAAGGCAGCGUUGUCGGAUCUCUUGAGUGUCAAAAAUUACCACUGCUCCAUCCGCGAACAUCUUCACGAACAGGGAGUACGAGAUGCUUCUGCGAUCGUGAAUCUGCGGCGACUCUCCUACGUGCUUCUGUCUGGGGAAAAGAACCAUUUCCUCACUCAACUGCCGAGCAUCCAAGAGAAGCUGGUGGACACCCUGCGCAAUGUUUCCGCGCCCGUGGUUCAGUGCGAGGUGUACCUAUGCAUUCGAGUCUUGCUCUGCCGGCUGUCGCCACACAACCUGUCAAGCUUCUGGCCAGUCAUCCUCACUGAGCUGGUGGGUCGGGUCGAUGAUGGCCGAUUCCCCGACCCUCCCGUCGAUGGCUCGGAAGAACUGGCCCUGGUGCUUGCCGCCUGCAAGCUGCUCGACCUCCUUCUGGUGCUGCAGACGGAAGAGUUUCAAAUACACCAGUGGAUCUUCAUCACCGACACAGUAGACUCGAUCUACCGACCGGAGGACUGGGUCCCGGAGGCGGUGUUGGACCGAUUAGCGGAGGUCACUGGGGACCUGCCCGUCACAGAGAGCGCCCCGCCGCCGCUACACGGCGCCACUACGACACCGACGGUCGACAGCAGACCCAUGCGGCGCCCGAUGCUGCGCUCGCUCCGGCAGAUCGACAGCAUCAGGGAGCUGGUGCCCUUCUUCUCGCACGCAAGCAUCGCCUCGUAUGAGAGCGUGUACGGUAGCGGGGGUAACAUCGAUUGGGAGGCGGUGGAAGAGGGGUUGCUGGAGGACAUGUUUGACGGGAGAUAG